UGCGAUGUGUCAAUUUUCGUAAUUAAAAUAGGCUAUUUAAAAUAAAUAACGUUCCUUUAAUGUUUAGAGUUAAUUUAAAAUUUCCACCAGAUUUUAUUAGAUUAUCAGACGCCCAUUAUAAAGCCCACUCAGCUUUCCCAGCAGCCAUGAACGUCCGAUAGCAUAAAGGUGAUAUGUGGCAGCGGCUAUUUAAGCUAGCUUGUACAGCUCAAGGCUGUUGGAAGAUGCUUUUGAAAUCAGGAACACAGCAGAAUUGGUAGGUGGUGACAAGUGACACAACCCAGCCUACUCACCUGCCAAUCAGUGAGCCUGGCCUUUGUUUACCUGCUCCUCAGGUAGUUUGUAAGCAGGUAAGGUUGGGGGGGCGGGGUCAGAGCCUCACACGGGAUAGGAGAGAUGCCUGUGGAGGGCGGAAGCAGCAGCGGCUCGGCUUCGGCCGCACGUCACCCCAAGCAGAAGCGCAAGGCACACAGUUUGUCCAUCCGGCGCACCAACAGCACAGAGGAGCGGCCACCGGGCAUCCUGAGAGGAGACAUGCUGGAGGGACAGGACUCCAAGCUGCCCCUCGCCUUGCGGAACAACCUCCUUGACCUGUUUGGCCAGAUCGAACGGGAGUUUGAGAAUCUGUACAUUGAAAACCUUGAAUUGCGCCGGGAAAUCGACUCUCUCAACGAGCGUCUGACUGGAGAUGGACAGGCCAUCGAGGGGGGAGACCCCUCCAAGGGAGCCCUCAAAGCCAAAGCCAGCCACAGCACCAGUCAGCUGUCACAGAAGCUGAAGACAACCUACAAAGCCUCCACCAGCAAGCGCUUGUACGCUUUCCAGGGCAAAAUAGGCGGAGCUCGCAACUUCAGCGUGCCCACCUGGGAGUUGUGGGGCGGAGAUUCAUGGAUCGUCUCCAGCUUCAAAGCCACCACCGGCUCCCGCGCCCUGUGCCAGCUCCUCAAGGAGUACAUCGGCCACCGGGACGGCAUCUGGGACCUCAGCAUCACCCGGACUCAGCCAGUGGUGCUCGGCACUGCCUCUGCCGAUCACUCAGCUCUGCUGUGGAGCAUAGAGACGGGAAAAUGUCUGCUGAGGUAUGCAGGCCAUGCAGGAUCAGUCAACUCCAUCAAAUUUCACCCCACCGAGCAGAUGGCACUCACAGCCUCCGGAGAUCAGACGGUUCACAUCUGGCGCUACAUGGUGCAGCUCCCGGCGCCGCAGCCGCCACCAGAUGUCAGCGCUCCGUGCGACGACGACCAGGACUCAUCUGACAGAGAAGAAGGCGAGGUGGACGGAGACGGCCCCUCUGAGGUCCCUACGGUCCGCGUUGCCACAGCAACCCUGAAGAGCCACCAGGGCGUGGUGAUCGCGGCCGACUGGCUGGUGGGAGGCCGGCAGGUGGUGACGGCUUCGUGGGACCGCGCCGCCAACCUGUACGAGGUGGAGACGUCCGAACUGGUUCACACUCUGACCGGCCAUGACCAGGAGCUGACCCACUGCUGCACCCACCCCACCCAGCGCCUGGUGGUCACCUCAUCCAGGGACACCACCUUUAGACUGUGGGACUUCAGGGACCCGUCCAUCCACUCUGUCAACGUCUUCCAGGGACACACAGACACUGUGACGUCCGCUGUCUUCACCGUGGGGGACAACGUCGUCUCUGGAAGUGACGACCGCACCGUGAAGGUGUGGGACCUGAAGAACAUGCGGUCGCCCAUAGCAACCAUCCGCACCGAUUCGGCCGUAAACAGGAUAAGCGUCUCGGCCAACCAAAGGAUCAUCGCCCUGCCACACGACAAUCGACAAGUCCGCCUGUUCGACAUGAGCGGAGUGAGGCUAGCCCGACUUCCACGCAGCAACCGGAUGGGUCACAGGCGAAUGGUGUGCUGCACAGCGUGGAACGAGGAGAACCAGGCGUGCAACUUGUUCACCUGUGGCUUCGACCGGCAGGCCAUCGGCUGGAACAUCAACAUCCCCGCCCUGCUGCAGGAGAAGUGACCCAUCCAGAGCCCGCCCUUAUUAUUUAGCAUGGACUGUGAUUUGUGCCAUUUCUGUGUGGAAUUACAUGUUUGGUUUUGUGUGUGUGUGUGUGUGUGUGUGUGUGUGUGCGCGCAGACGGCCGCUCAUGUCACCGUUUUUUUUUUUUUUUUUAGUCAUUGCCAAAUAGCUUCUCCUGCAUGCUAGACGACCUCGGUUUGCAGACGCUGCUUCAAAAGCAAGCGGAGAACAAUCUGAAGAGUAUGUAUAUAAGAUGUUGUGGCCUGAUUAAGUGACAGAUUCAGUGUCUUAGCCGCCUUCUGGGAGGUGCAGUUUGUUAAAUAUGGCAGAGAUGUGAGAUGUUUUUAUCCUUCCGGAGCGUUUCCUGUCACAGAACCAAACAUAUCGCGACGUACGUCUGCCAAACGGAGAGCUCAGUAGACGGAGAUCCCGCCUCCUCUCUUCAGUUCACGGUUAGCCUUCGUGUUUCCAGAUCUCACUUUCUGUUACUUGCCUUGUUCUAUGUUUACAUAGGAGAUUUUUUUAAUAUAUAGACAGAGAUUUAUUCUGGCAGGACGAAGAGAUGUUGAAGAGCGAAGCAAUAAUGGGGAAACGACGGCACUUAUCCAGUCCACAAAUCCUCCAGCUGUCUGUGAGAGUCAUUAGAAAACCCAAAGUGUUGCUGCUCUAGAGGCCCACAUAAGUUUGCGUACGGUAAUCAUGCAGUAGAGCAGGAUGGAGGGUUUUUAAAAACAAUUGGGUGUACUAGCUUGAAUUUACAGAGUUUUCAAUGUCGUCUACGCCACAUUGGGAGAUGGAUAGUUUUCUGGUACAAACUCUGCAUUAAAGCAGGUCAUGGACAGAGGUUUGACUUGUUUGUACGCCAGUCGGCUCUAUCCAGUCAUCUGGUCUGAACACUCGGUUGUAUCCGAGUUGAGCCAAAUCUUCACCAUCUUGUGGAAGGAAAUCGGCCAGAAUGUUGAAGAGCAACCCAAUGAGGUCCAGGCACCAGCGCCUCUGUCCACAGUGAUGGUAGUUUGAUAUUGGUGGCCAUUGACGAUGAAAGCAGCCACAGAUACUCAAAUGAGUCGCAGGUUGAGGUGAAAUGUAUUUGGAGGACUCAAAGGCUUGAAGACUUCACAUCAGCUCAACAGUGGCUUCCUCAAAACAUGGACACAACGACCCCAAUCUGUGCUUAAAGCUGCAGUAUAUGUACCUAUUUAUUUUUAAAAAAAAGUUUAUUACGUAUUUGGACUUUCGCAAUCUUGUGAGAGUAUAACACAAGACGGAUAAUCCACCUCUUCCGACUAUUUCUACAGCCAGCUGCAGAAAUACACAAAGUGGUCAGAAACAACCAAUCAGAGACAGGAGGAGAGUCUUAGCACUGUCAGUCAAGCUUAUGUAUGCGCUGCUUAUGUCCUUCCCUACUGCUCUCUGCUAAACUACAGCAAGUUCCCCUCAACAUAGCCUGUCAUAAAUGCUAAGGCUAGUUAGCAUGGCUACCAUGACACAUAAAUAGUUUUCCAGGAAUAGUAAGGUAUUUGCUGCACACUGAGCAGCAAAUAGACGAGAUUGAUUGACAGCGCUGGUUGUUUUUGACCAGGAACUAUUCAAUUUGCAGAUGGUUAUAACAGCUUGUUUUUUUUAUUUAUUUCUUAAGUUGAUCUGUCUCAUAUCAUACUGUUACAAUAUGGUGAUAGAAUUAACAGAUAUAUGUAAUAUAAAAAACCCAACAUAUUUUCUAUGAAUUUACAUACUGCUGCUUUCAUUUCCUGUGAGAAUCACAAAUCCAACCAGAAUUAUGCCAUCAAUUGCUACAAAUGCAUGUAGUUCAGGUGAAGCUUUCUUUGGGACCAUUAACCAAAUAUUUUGCUCCCAACAAUACUGUAAAUUCAAACUUCUGCACUCUUGUUUUUAAAAACUCACUAAAGUUGGAUAUUGAAUCAACAGCUAAAAAGCAUAAAAAUCAAAACAUCCACGCCGAUAGCGAACGUCACGAUGGCCGCAUAUAAACUUCUGACCUGAACUGGACUCGCUCCUCUUUUUGCCUCCUCAGAACUUGUGUUGCUGUUGAGUCGUGAGCCCAAACAGUGUGAACCGAUGUGGUUGGUGUGUGUGCUUCAGUGGUUUUCAGCUCUGUACCGUGUUGCACCUAUCUGUCUGUCUUUAAAACAAAAAAGAAAUGGAAUGUUACUCAUUCACAGAGUGAUGUUUGUGUUAAACCAGGUGACUGUGUCUUUAAAAGACACUGGACUUUUGUCAGGGUACUACUGUGCUCCACCGGAUUCCUGAAACAUGCUGUAUGUUACAUGUGCAAUGUCCUGAACUGAAGUCAUGCUGUUUUUUUUUGUUGUUUUUUGUUUUUAAAUCUCCUUCAAGAUGUUUAACUUAUUCCAGUGCUGUAAAACUCCAUAAAACUGCCUGUAUAUGUGACCGGUGUAGAUCCCGUGUGUUCAGAAUCACACGUCACUGCUGUUUCCUCCAACAAUAAGAAUCAGGAUCACAUUGUAAAGUAGCAUGAACCUGAAAAAUGUUGGACCUGAAUUAAAAUGCCUUAUUACUGCAUUGAGGACGGCGUAUGACUUUCAUCCGUCUGUGGCUCCUCCACUUGUUUAAUAAGUAAUUGUGCUUCAGACAGGUUUGCUUUGUCCGUGUCUUUCGGUGGGGACUCGUGCCGGUGGUUAUCGGCGUCCCUUUGCUCCGCAGGCGGAACGGUAAGUUCAGAAAACGCAGCGCUUCUGAAUAACCAAACCUGGAGGAAAUCAGAUUUUCAGAUUGAUACAUUAAAUUACAGCCAGACUGCGGGAGUAAAAUCUACAUUUCUAAAGUGGAUCAGCUUUUGGCUCACUGUAGUGAAUUUAUAUUCGCCCAACUUCAUUGUGCGAUCUUCUUUGCAUACUUUAUUGUGAUGGCUGUGUUCUCCGACACUUUCCAAUAAAAGUGAUUUCCUUUUGCUA
Molecule: messenger RNA, 4919 nt
Organism: Poecilia reticulata (guppy)
Lineage: Eukaryota; Metazoa; Chordata; Actinopteri; Cyprinodontiformes; Poeciliidae
Product: WD repeat-containing protein 37-like
Molecular function (GO): protein binding
Source: RefSeq, a predicted model, not a curated record